CUAAUCGUCGGCACGACUGUCAGUUUGCUACCUGCAGACUGCGAGACGUCCACAGCUUGUGUUAUAGACCAGGUCCUCUCGCAUCUGCAAACAUCCCGAGAAGGGUUUUAGAGGAGACCGCACCAUCGAUGGCGGCGGCGGCGGCUGGCGGCGCGCGGCGGGCCCUCGCGGCACUGCGCUCCGGUUCCCCGCCGACCCUCUCCGCGACGCUCUCCCGCCAGGCGGCGUCUCGGUCUACGGGUCUGGCGGCCGCGUCUCUUCCGCGCGCCUCUCGCCGGCGCCUCGCGAUCUCGAGGGUGCCGGUGGCGGCGCUCGGCGGCGUGCAGGGCUCGCUGAUGCCGAUGCACAGCGCCACGGCGUCGGCGCUGCUCACCUCCAUGCUCGGGCUUAAACCUGGCUCUUGGGGCUGGCUCUCCGAAGGAUUUGCUACGCCUCUAUAACAGGAAUGGUGCUUCGGUCACAAGAGACUGUUUUUUAGCCUUUCUACUAGAAGAUUCCAAUAAGACUUGUUACAUGCCUUGCGGAAUACACCCUUGGACUUUUGCUGAUGGAAUCUGUACUAAAAUUCGCAACCUAAAACUUAUGGUCUCAUGUGCUAGUUAUCUCAUUUUCCAUGAUAUCAAUCAAAUUAUCCAUGUUACAUGUUAUCUA
Molecule: messenger RNA, 651 nt
Organism: Setaria italica (foxtail millet)
Lineage: Eukaryota; Viridiplantae; Streptophyta; Magnoliopsida; Poales; Poaceae
Product: protein NUCLEAR FUSION DEFECTIVE 6, chloroplastic/mitochondrial
Exons: 3
Coding region: 129-440 (103 amino acids)
Cellular component (GO): mitochondrion
Source: RefSeq, a predicted model, not a curated record